AUGCCGUUACGAGUAAGAAAUCUAUUGGAGAAAGUAGGCAAUGAGCUCAUUCUGAAAAUUCAACUCGGCCGUACACCUGUUCAAGAUCUCCCUCUUAAGAUACUUAACUUUUUAAGCGAUUCGAAAUUCACCAAUAAACAACUUGAACUUGGUUAUGAUGAAAUCUAUCACAAUUAUUUACUUAUUACUAUAAAGAAUAGUCAUGUACCCGAUACACUACAACAUAUACUUGGAAAUGUUACACAAAAUGUAACUCCUAGAACUAUUCUUAAACUUGAAAAAGCACAACGUAUUGCUCUCAAACGUCCGACUAUACCCGAUGAAUUGAUCGAUGUAUAUGAUAUUCCACUAACACCAAAUAAACCAUUAACACUCAAUCGAUUAAUUUCUACAGCCUCAAAUGUCGACAAAAAUUUUUACAAAUAUGAUGCUAGUGAAAAUAAUAUGUGUCAAACAUUUGUCGAAAACAUUAUUGAUAUCAAUGGUUUGACGCCUAAUAUUGUUGAUCAAGCAACAUUGAAUGCACUCAAACCAAUCGAUGCCAAAGCAUUAAUUUCUACGUUAGGUAGUCGAUCUCAUAUCGUUAAAAUGGCGACAGAUUUGGGUGCCAGAUUAGAUAAAUUAGUAUUCGAUCAUAAGAUUAAAUGGAAAAAACCUCAGCCAAAAGAAUUUACUCUAUUGCAUUAUGUUAAUGUUACUGAUUCAGAAAGCACCAACUCUAUAUACUAUGCCGUUCUUGAGCUCGAAAAACAUGCACGAUCGCUUCUUCACUGUACGCCGCCACAACCACCACCCGAAUCAUCAUUGUACUUCAGAUUUUAA
Messenger RNA from Rotaria sp. Silwood2, 822 nucleotides. Lineage: Eukaryota; Metazoa; Rotifera; Eurotatoria; Philodinida; Philodinidae. The record is from the annotation of a GenBank genome assembly.